AGGAGGCGAACCACGAGGGAAAGGGGACUCACAAAGAGAGAGAGAGAGAGAGAGAGAGAAAGAACGAGCUGAACUCAGCAGCAUAUCAUCUGCUCCUGUGUACACUGCUCGGACAAGUUCUUCGAGGAGUUCUUAGAGUAACCUUGACGACCAAUAAAAAGUUUGAAGAGGCGAGAGAUAGAGUGUGUGUGUGUGUGUGUGAGAGAGAGAGAGUGAGAGUGUGUGUGUGAGAAAGAGAGAGGGGGAAAGAGGCGAGAGAGUGUGUGAGAGAGAGAGGGAGAGAGAGAGAGAGGGGGGAAUGAAGGACACGCUGAACUCAUGGAAGGACGGUCAGGCUGGGGGAGGAAGAAUGCCUUUCGCUUUUCGGAUUAGAAACGAGUGCUGCCGCUUGGCGCUGGCAGAAACGCUCAGCACCUAUGUGAUGAUGACGUUCGGCCUGGGCACGGUGGCGCAGGUGGUGACGGGGGACGGGCUGUUUGGACGUUACCUGAGCAUCAACCUGGGCUUCGGACUGGGAGUGGCCAUGGGAGUGCACAUCGCCGGAAAGGUCUCAGGGGCCCACAUGAACGCCGCCGUCUCCUUCACCAUGUGCCUGUUCGGCCGGCUCGCCUGGAGGAUGUUCCCCGUCUACGUCGCCGCGCAGAUGCUGGGCUCCUUCAUGGCGGCCGGCACCGUCUUCUCGCUGUACUACGAUGCCAUGCUGAAUUACUGCGGGGGCAACUUCACCGUCGCUGGCCCCCGGGCCACCGCUGGGAUCUUCGCCACCUACCCCGCCCCCUACCUGUCCAUACCUGGGGGCUUCCUGGACCAGGUGCUGGGGACGGCCAUGCUGCUCCUGUGCCUCAUGGCGCUGUCGGACCAGCGGAACCAGCCGGCGCGGGCGGGGUCCGAGCCCUUGGCGGUGGGCCUGCUGGUUCUGCUCCUCGGCGUCUCCAUGGGGAGCAACAGCGGCUACGCCAUCAACCCGUCCCGCGACCUGCCCCCCCGAAUAUUCACCGCCCUGGCCGGCUGGGGCCCGGAGGUCUUCAGUGCAGGGCAGAACUGGUGGUGGGUGCCCCUGCUGGCGCCCCUGAUUGGCGGUGUACUGGGGGCCGGGAUCUACAAGCUGUUCGUGGAGCUGCAUCACCCCGCCCCUCCCCGGAUCUAUGGGGCCCAGCCCAGGGAGGCGGAGCUUGAGAAGAGCGCCACGUCAGAGCUGUGCGUGUGAGCCAGGCCCAGCCCCGCCCCCCGCCUGGAAGUGUGGGCGGAGCCAGGAGAGGAAACAUGAGCAGAGCAAGGAGAGGAAACAUGGGAGGAGCCCAGAUAUAAUAUGUGGGCAGGGGCAGGACAUGACGUGUGGGCGGGGCCAGGACAUGCUAUGUGGGCGGAGCCAGGAGGUGCAGGCUCCGCCCCCUCGUGUGUGAUUGCUGCAUUGCUUGCUUCGUGAGACUGCGCUACCACCGUCUGCGUCUGCGCAGUGACUGCGAUGCAGACGCAGGGAGGCUGUGUGGGGCGGCGGUCGUGGUGGUUGCAACCUUUCACUGAAGCUCCUGCACUCUGCCAAACCCCCUCCUCUAAAACCCCCCCGCUCAACUUAGCCCGGCUCAGUGCCUGUAAGACCCUAUAGUUAGACAAAAAAAACUGGAAGUUUUUAUAAUAAAUAACUAUCAAAUGAAGGAGGUAGAGAAGGAUGGACAGUGGUGGCAAAACUUCUGCACACUAACAGUUUCCUGGAAGGCAUGGCUUUGAUCGUAGACUUAAUUUGGAAUUUCUGUGCCCCCUGGAAAACAUCUGUGCCUCCAUUCAGUGUUCCGUUAAACUGGGUUCGGUGUGGGUUCACUCUGGCGUUUAUACGGCAGACAGAUGCAAAUGUGUGCAGUGUGACGCAAAGCAGGGCUUAUAACUUAUGAACUUCUAACAUGGGCUAAACUCCCUAAUGGGAAGACUAACACGUGCCUCUUUCUGCCUGGAAGGUGAGAAGGGUGUGCAGUGUGGGGAUUGGCCAGUGAUGAAAAGUGAUGUCACAGUUAGCCUCCUAUGAGAGGAGCGUGUCCAAGAGAGAGAGAGAGAGAGAGAGAGGCCUUCACUCAGACUGCAGUGAGAAACCGCAUUUAAUUAGUGCACAGAGCAUUCCAUACAGGAAACAUGCCAGGGAAGACUGAAAUAAAUACAUUGUGUAGUAAAUACAGGACGACUUCUGUGUGAGGGAGGGCCUGGCUUUGCCAAAGAAAACACAGGCAUGCAGACACACACAGGUAAACACACAUACAUGUGCACGCACAGACAUGCACACACCCACACACAUGCACACACAUACACAGUCACCCACACCGACACUACAUUAGGUACCCUGAAGAAGCCUCUACACACAAGCACGUGCACACACACGCUCACACACAUACACAGCUGCCAAAACCAACAGGGGGAGCAGCCUUGGCAGGGCUGCUCUCAGCUCUUAUUGGAGUUCAUUACAGAAAAAGGGGCGGAGCCUGGACGGGAGGGCAGGUCUGGGGGCGGGGUGUGAAAGCCCUUUGAGUUUCUCUCACUCAGGAACCGGCCCACCGAGGGGGGGGUCCCCUCACCGCCGGGUCCCGCUCAGUCUGGCCGAACCCCCGUGUGCCUUUGGGGUGCCCCCGCCCCCUCCAGGCUGGGCGGGGGACUUCUUCUUGGGCGCGGGGGGCUUGACCUUUCCCCGAAACGCCCUGCUGAGGUCCAGCCUGUUGACGAUGGGAUCCCCGUUGGAGUCCACGUGGGCGUCGCCGUGGGCCGUGAGCGGGCGAUAGAGACACGCCCACUGCUGCGAGGAGACAGAACAGCUCUGACUCGCAGGUGCUCUGACUCCCUGUACACCUGGAUGCUCUGAUUCCCUGUACACCAGGACGCUCUGACUCCCUGUACACCUGGAUGCUGUGACUCCCUGUACACCUGGAUGCUGUGACUCUGUACACCUGGAUGCUGUGACUCUCUGUACACCUGGAUACUGUGACUCUCUGUACACCUGGAUACUGUGACUCUCUGUACACCUGGAUACUGUGACUCUCUGUACACCUGGAUGCUGUGACUCCCUGUACACCUGGAUGCUGUGACUCUCUGUACACCUGGAUGUUCUGACUCUGUACACCUGGAUGCUGUGACUCCCUGUACACCUGGAUGCUAUGACUCUCUGUACACCUGGAUGCUGUGACUACCUGGAUUAUCUGAGCCUUCACCUCCUGUGGCUGUCAACAUACUGAACUCUUUAUAAUUAAAUAAAAAAUUAGCUGAACAGAAAAUUA
Molecule: messenger RNA, 3254 nt
Organism: Anguilla rostrata (American eel)
Lineage: Eukaryota; Metazoa; Chordata; Actinopteri; Anguilliformes; Anguillidae
Gene: aqp7
Product: aquaporin 7
Exons: 6
Coding region: 299-1207 (302 amino acids)
Biological process (GO): glycerol transmembrane transport; water transport
Cellular component (GO): plasma membrane; basolateral plasma membrane
Molecular function (GO): urea transmembrane transporter activity; water channel activity; glycerol channel activity
Source: RefSeq, a predicted model, not a curated record